Messenger RNA from Penaeus vannamei (Pacific white shrimp), 991 nucleotides. Lineage: Eukaryota; Metazoa; Arthropoda; Malacostraca; Decapoda; Penaeidae. The record is from RefSeq and is a predicted model, not a curated record.
GUGUGUGCUUCUAGUAGUGUGUGUGUGCGUGUUUAGGUGUGUGCACGUGUCUCGCAGCCUUCCGUGGAGUUGCUCCAUUAGUUUACCACACCGCGCCGACAACGAGAAGGAAGGGAAGGAAUGGUCUAAGUGGAGACACUGAAACAUAAGUGGAAUUAUUUGCUAUUAAGUGAUCAGUCUCAAUUUUGAGAUGAAAAAAGUGAUACCCACAGUGUUGCUGGCGGUGGUGGCACUGUCUUGCCUAGAGGGUGCCACCUCGGCCGCCGUCAGCCACUCUCACAGGCACGCCCAUCAACGAGGACACGUGGCCCGCCUGCAGGAGACUGUGGACCGCCUUCUCCUCCGCCAGAAGACGGACCACAUUCUGCUUUCAACGCUGCAGCGAGCGGUACUCGAGCUUCAGGAUAAAUCCCAGCGCCAGGAGACUCCAUCGGUGCCGGAGGCGGCCCAAACCUCCUCAAGGGUGCAUGAAGCAGUGCAGAUUGUGGAGGCGGAGGGGCGUGCUCUGGCCGCCCUUGGGGAGCAGGUAGCUGAGGUCAGGGGUACCCUGACGGAGGCACUGAAGGCGGAGGAGAAGGACGACGUGACACAGCUACGGCAAGAGAUAGCUUACCUAAGGUCCGAGGUGCAGCGGCUGAAAGCGACGCGGGCGGCCGAGGCCUCGCCCAGCGCCGCCCACAUGCACGCCCACGAGCAGCGGGAGGCGGUUGCUGCCGCCUGGGUCGUCGAAAACGUCAGGAGACUGCAGGACUCCGUUGUCGAACUGCAGCAGGCGCUCAACGUCAGCCAGGCCAUGCAUGACAAGAUGGAAGUCGAGUCUCGCCUGCUGACGGUGGCAAAGGACGUGGGCGCCCUGCGAGGCAGCAUGGCGGCCGUCACGUCCAAGGCGGAGGCGGCCAUGGCGACGUCGGAGGCGCUGCAGGACGAAGUGGGGCGGCUCUCGGAGGAGGCGCACCGCAACGCCGGCCACCUGGGGGCGCUCGCCACGGAG